AUGCCCUCGCAAGCCCACCUCACCCGCCCAGAGCUCCAGGGUCGUCGACAUUGGUCGGGUAUAUCAAUUCUUUCGAAGCGAUCCUUUCGCUCCUUUACAUCUUCUUUCGAGGCUGAUGACGAGCGAUCCUCGACCUCCGGCAACAUGAGCUCACACAGCAGUGACAGCGAUCUGCGCCGUCUCGGCGCGCCUUACUACUCGGGUCACGAUGCGCGGCCGACUAGCAGCAAAGAACUGCUUGGUUGGUACAUGUACGGUUUUGCGGCCGAAGUUUAUGUAGUGUGUGGAAUCGGUUCAUUCAUCCCCAUUCUUCUCGAAACCUUGGCACGAGAAAACGGUGUACUCGUUUCAGACCCUACGAAGCCAUGCGGAUCGAGCGACAGCAAAGGCGGAGAUGACGGACAGUGCGUCGUCUAUGUCUUGGGCCUCGAAAUCAACACCGCAAGCUUUGCGAUGUACACUUUUUCUGUCAGCGUCCUACUACAAGCGCUUCUGGUAGUGAGUAUCAGUUGCGCUGCCGAUCAUGGACAUUACAGAAAGAAACUUCUCUUGACGUUUGCUUGGCUUGGCGCUUUCUGCGUCAUGUGUUACAUCUUCAUCAGCAAAGAGACAUACAUCCUUGGUGCAAUUCUCACUAUUCUCUCCAACACGUCGUUUGGCGCAUCCUUUGUGCUUUUGAACUCUUUCUUGCCUCUGUUGGUACGAAAUCACCCCGAAGUCAUUAAUGCUCGGCGUGGUAUAUCACCAGACUUGGCGGAUUCUGCGUUGGAGUCUCGAGCACUGGAUGAGUCGGUCGGCACUCUGGAGGAUGAUGGUGCUGAUCCAACUUCGCCGCUGCUGCCGAACGAUGACCCUACCUCUAGUUUUCGGCUUCGUAGGAUACCAACGCAUGAAGAACUUACCUCAACAGAGCUUCAGCUGUCCUCUCGCAUGUCUGCGAAGGGCAUGGGCAUUGGUUACAUUGCUGCCCUCUUUCUGCAAUGCCUAUCCAUUGGCAUUUUACUUGCCAUGAAAAACACAACAUGGUCUCAGAGAGUAGUUCUCUUCGUCAUUGGAACCUGGUGGGCAGUGUUUACUGUCCCGUCAGCCAUGUGGCUACGACCCAGGCCUGGACCACCCUUGGUGAGCACUGGGCGGAAGGGCGCUUUCGGUUGGAUACCAUAUUUGACGUAUGCUUGGAAGUCUCUUUUCCGAACCGUUCAGCAAGCCAGACGUCUGGCGGACAUCAUGCUGUUCCUUGCUGGUUGGUUCCUACUUUCCGAUGCCAUCGCGACGACAUCCAGCACCGCCAUUUUAUUCGCCAAGACACAAUUGCACAUGCGCCCAUGGGCACUGGGCAUGAUUAACGUUAUAACAACUAUGUCAGGAAUACUCGGUGCCUUUGGUUGGCCCUGGGUUUCUCGGGCUUUGGGCUUGAAAGCUCAUCAGACGAUCCUGGUCUGCAUCGCUCUUUUUGAACUCAUUCCUUUGUAUGGAUUAAUGGGGUACCUCCCAUUUGUGAAACACUGGGGCGUUAUCGGUCUCCAACAACCGUGGGAGAUGUAUCCAUUGGCCGCCAUAUACGGCCUUGUCAUGGGCGGUCUAAGUAGUUAUUGCCGUUCACUCUAUGGAGAGCUGAUACCCCCUGGGUCCGAGGCUGCAUUCUACGCUCUGUACGCCAUUACAGACAAGGGAUCCAGCGUCUUUGGCCCAACCAUAGUUGGGGCAAUCAUCGACAGGACCGGCAGUAUCCGUCCAGCAUUUUGGUUCUUGGGAGCAUUGGUUGGCCUACCAGCACCGUUAAUUUGGCUGAUUGAUGUUGAGAGGGGAAAGAAGGAAGGCGAGAAGCUUGUCGCCAAGAUUGAGGGCUCUGAGGUGUGCGUGUCGCAAGAGGCGCAUUUGGUGGACAACGACGAGGACGCGUAG
Molecule: messenger RNA, 1905 nt
Organism: Pochonia chlamydosporia 170
Lineage: Eukaryota; Fungi; Ascomycota; Sordariomycetes; Hypocreales; Clavicipitaceae
Product: MFS transporter family protein
Exons: 2
Coding region: 1-1905 (634 amino acids)
Biological process (GO): amino acid transmembrane export from vacuole
Source: RefSeq, a predicted model, not a curated record